CGCUAUCAUCUCGAGUCAUCCAGUUGAAAGGUUUCAAUUGUUCAUUUUUCAUAUAAAAAGGGGACACAAUCUAUCUUUUUGUUUUCUCUCUCUUUACCUGUCAAACUUUAUUGAACAUGACUAUUACUGUUGCUCCUAUCACUGUUGGUGUUCUUGCCUUGCAAGGUGCUUUUAUUGAACAUAUUCAUAUGUUGAACAGAAUUCCCGAAGUGAAGGCUGCUAUCCCUGUUCGUACACAAGAAGAGUUAAACUCGGUCGAUUGCCUUAUUAUUCCUGGUGGUGAAUCUACAUCUAUGGCUCUUAUUGCUGAACGUUGUGGUAUGUUGGAACCUUUGCGUAAGUUUGUUCAGGUCAAGCCUACUUGGGGUACUUGUGCAGGUAUGAUUAUGCUGGCUAAGGAAGCCACAGGUGCUAAGAAGGGCGGUCAACAAUUAUUCAAUGGUUUGGAUGUCUGUGUUAACCGUAACCAAUUUGGAUCUCAAAAGGAAAGCUUCAGAACACUUUUACAUUUACCCGAUAUUGUGGGUGAAGAACCCUUUGAUGCGGUGUUUAUUCGUGCUCCAGUUAUUUCUGAAAUCAGAUCUGAUCGUGUCAAGAUUGUUGGUCGCUUAGAACAAAGUCAUGGUCAAACAGAAGCUGAAACGGCUGUUGCUGUCUUGCAAGAUCAUUUGUUUGCUACUGCCUUUCAUCCUGAAUUGACAAGUGAUAACCGCAUUCAUCAAUUCUUUGUCCGUAUGGCCAUUAAGCAUUUGGAAGAACAUUAGACUACUUUAUAUAGACAUAUACACGCAUACCCUUUUAUGUAAAAAAAAAAAAUAAAUAAAUAAAAAUAGAGAGAAUC
Messenger RNA from Gilbertella persicaria, 841 nucleotides. Its product is annotated as PdxT/SNO family. The transcript is spliced from 2 exons. Gene Ontology annotation, biological process: pyridoxal 5'-phosphate biosynthetic process; pyridoxine metabolic process. Gene Ontology annotation, cellular component: glutaminase complex; cytosol. The record is from RefSeq and is a predicted model, not a curated record. Bases 117 to 764 code for a protein of 215 amino acids. Gene Ontology annotation, molecular function: glutaminase activity. NCBI's taxonomy places the organism in Eukaryota, Fungi, Mucoromycota, Mucoromycetes, Mucorales, Choanephoraceae.